Drosophila busckii is the source of this 2823-nucleotide messenger RNA. RefSeq names its product thrombospondin type-1 domain-containing protein 4 (gene loh). NCBI's taxonomy places the organism in Eukaryota, Metazoa, Arthropoda, Insecta, Diptera, Drosophilidae. The transcript is spliced from 9 exons. Gene Ontology annotation, molecular function: metalloendopeptidase activity. Gene Ontology annotation, cellular component: extracellular matrix. The record is from RefSeq and is a predicted model, not a curated record. Bases 303 to 2540 code for a protein of 745 amino acids. Gene Ontology annotation, biological process: extracellular matrix organization.
GCCUAGUGCUUGCAGUAUUAAGUCAAUUGAUUCUAGCGGAUGAACGCAUAAAGAAACAUCAAGAGUGGCUCAAGCGACAUAAACUUAAGACAGAGAAACAAAAGUAUACCAAAUGGAAAUACAAUUUGGAGUUUGACAAGCUUUGGCAGCCAGCCAAUCAAACUAGCCGUAGUAAUGAAGUGUACGUGGAAAACGAAACCGUAAGCUCCAAACUAAACCCAGCACUGGAGCUAACACCAACGAAUGCAACUAUCAUAAGCACAACAAGCGAAAUAAACGAGGCGAAGACAACCGCAGAGCCGAUGCAGCCAACAACCAAAGCUUUAUAUAGGCCAAGUUCAACAACAACAACAACAACCACAACAACAACGCCCAAAGUUAUAACAACAACAACAAAGCGCGCCAAGCCCAAGUCGCGUCCCUUUCCACGCUGGACCAACUGGGGUGACUACUCCGAUUGCUCCCGCAGCUGUGGCGGCGGAAUUAUGCAGCAAACGCGUCGCUGCAUUGAUCGCAAUCCCUCCACUGGCAAAAUCUUUACUGGCGACACUUGUGUGGGACUUUCCAAGCGCUAUCAGCUGUGCAACGAUCAGCCAUGUCCAGCUGGAGCUGGCGACAAUUUUCGUGGCGAGCAAUGUGCGGCCUACAACAAAGUUGACUUUCAAGGUCAGCAAUAUAGCUGGGAGCCGUAUAUAAAAGACGAUGCGGAGUGCGAAUUGAAUUGUAAGCCCAUGGGCAUGAAAUACUUUGCCACACUGAAUGAUACCGUUAUUGAUGGAACACCUUGUCAGCGACCUGCGGAAUAUUAUCGCACCCAGUCCAGCGCUUGGAGUCGCGCUAUGUGUGUCGAUGGCAUAUGCAAGGCCGUAUUGUCCAAUGGCUCCAUCAAAGGUUUCUAUGCCAAUAGCGGUUCGGUAAGCUGUGGCGGGCUGCUCUGUCGUCCUGUUACUGGCAUCUUUACCAGAGAUCCACUGCCAGAGGAGGCUUAUGUGCAUGUAGCCAACAUACCCGCUGGUGCCUCCAAUAUAUCCAUAACCGAACUCAAGAAUAGCCCAAAUUUGCUUGUGCUGCGCACAAAUGAGGAGAAGAAUGUAUUCAAUGGCGACAAUGUAGCAUCUGAGAGUGGUUUAUAUGAAGCAGUGGGCGCCAGCUUUGAUUAUCAUCGCAUUGAUGGCAUGCAGCAUGGCGAGGGCGUCACCGAAUGGAUUACCAGCAUGGGCCCCAUAAAGGAAGCCAUCGAACUUUUGGUUUAUAGCAAUGGCUUGAAUCCUGGCAUUAAGUACGAGUAUCUGCUGCCUAUUGUUAGCGACUCGGAGGAGAAUGAAUUGUCGCUGGAGAGCAGCGAUGGCUUUUUGAAGUCUGGCGCUGUUAGCGACGAUGGCAGCAGCUCGAGCAGCACGCGGCUCAGACGCCGCAAGUUUAACUGGAAGGUGGUAGGCUUUAGUCCUUGCACCAAGUCCUGCGGCGGCGGCACACAAGCGCCCAUAGUACGCUGUGCUCGCGAGAAUCCUGUGCGCUACUAUUCGCAGCGUCGCUGCAGUCACUCGGAGAAGCCUGUGCUCAACGAGAAUCUGCUGCACUGCAACACGCAGCCGUGUCCUGCUUACUGGCGCUUGGAUGAGUGGAGCGAGUGUCGUUGUCAGCAUGGCGAGGCGCUGCGUCGACGCGAGUUGAGCUGCGUGCAGGAGCUUGCCUCAGGCAUUGUUAUACAUGUGGACAAGGCUGCGUGCAUGGAGGAGCAGCCGCCCAGCGAGAAGCCCUGCGAGUGCCCCAAGACGCGGCGUCGCAACAACUCGGCGCGCUAUCGCAUGCAGGACAACAGGAGCGGGAACGGCACGCAUCUGCAGCGCUAUAAGACAGCCAAGCUGGCGGGCGAGGCUGUCUGGCUGAUGUCCGACUGGAAUCAGUACUGCUCCGCUGCUUGUGGCAGCGGCAUUGAGCAUCGCACCAUCUUCUGCGAUCGGCCCAAGAACAAAGCGGAGCGCUGCGAGCCACGCGAUACGCCCGACAAUCGUCGUCCUUGUGAGCGCAAUGCCUGCGAGCUGGGUGACUGGUUUGCUGGUCCCUGGGCGCCCUGCAAUGGCGACUGCUUCAAUCUAACGCGCAGUCGUCACAUACUUUGCAUUAAGAAUCAGCUAAUAACAGAGGAUGAGGAGUGCAAGGCGGAGCUGAAGCCGCAGGCCACCGAAAGCUGCUCGCAUGAGGAAGUGGAGUACUGUGCGCCACGCUGGCACUACUCCGAGUGGUCGGAGUGCACCAAAUCCUGCGAUGGCGGCACUCAGCGCCGCAGCGUCAAGUGCUUGGAAUACGAUGAGCGACUAAAUGCGCUGCGAGAAUCGAACAAGUGCAGAUAUGCCAUAAGAGAGUCCAUCUAUCGUCCUUGCAAUGCCAACAAAUGCGCAGAUCUAAUCAACGAACUGCAAAGUGAUGAUGCCAAUGUCUGCAAGGAUAAUUUCCCCAACUGCCGUUGGGCGGUGCAGGCGAAACUCUGCAGCUACGAUUAUUAUAGAAACAAUUGCUGUAAUUCCUGCACACAAUGAAACAUUAAAAUUGCAAACAAUCAAACUAAAUUUUUGCUUUAUUUAAUAGCAUAAACAAUAUAUUUAGCGUGAACUGUAUGCAAUACACACACACACACACAGACACAUGCAUAGACACAACAAUUCUCAGUGUGAAUUACGCAUUUACAUUUUAAUUAAUAACUAUAAACUUAAGCGCAUUACAGUGAAUACGUAAAACAACAAAAAAUGUACUAAAAUUUCUCACACAACAAACAAACAUUAUACGUAUAUAAUUAAACAAAUUAUGUUGAGCUUAUGUUAG